CCCGGCUUCCGGCGCGGCUCCCGGGCGCUGUGGGCGCGCUCAGUCAUGGACCGCAACCCCUCGCCGCCGCCGCCCAGUCGGGACGAGAAGGAGCACGAGGAGACUGCUGGAGSAGACUGCAUUGGGAGCACGGUCUACAGCAAACACUGGCUGUUUGGCGUCCUCAGCGGGCUCAUCCAGAUUGUUAGACCUCAAAACACCAAAUCUGGCUCAGAUGAUGAGGAGCAGCAGAUGGAGCUUGAUGAAGAAAUGGAGAAUGAAAUUUGCAGAGUAUGGGAUAUGUCAAUGGAUGAGGAUGUGGCUUUAUUUCUCCAAGAAUUUAAGGCUCCUGACAUAUUUAUGGGAGUACUGGCCAGAUCCAAGUGUCCUCGAUUAAGAGAAAUCUGUGUGGGGAUUUUAGGUAAUAUGGCCUGUUUCCAAGAGAUAUGUGUGUCCAUCAGCAGUGAUAAAAAUCUUGGGCAAGUGUUAUUGCACUGUUUGUAUGAUUCAGACCCGCCUACUCUGCUGGAAACAAGCAGGUUGUUGCUUACUUGCCUUUCCCAGACAGAAGUGGCCAGUGUCUGGGUUGAAAGGAUACGAGAACAACCAGCUAUUUAUGAUAGCAUUUGUUUCAUCAUGUCAAGCUCAACAAAUGUUGACUUGCUGGUGAAAGUGGGGGAGGUUGUGGACAAGCUCUUUGAUUUGGAUGAGAAACUAAUGUUGGAAUGGAUUAGAAAUGGGGUUGCUCAGCCUUUGGGCCAACCCCAGGAAGAUUCUGAAGAGCAGCCAGUAUUUAGGAUUGUGCCCUGUGUACUUGAAGCUGCCAAACAAUUACGUUCUGAAAACCCAGAAGGGCUUGAUGUUUACAUGCAUAUCUUACAGUUGCUUACCACAGUGGAUGAUGGAAUUCAAGCAAUUGUACAGUGUCCUGAUACUGGAAAAGACACUUGGACUUUACUUUUUGACCUGGUCUGCCAUGAAUUCUGCCAGUCUGAUGACCCACCCAUCAUACUGCAAGAACAGAAAACAGUGCUAGCCUCUAUUUUUUCAGUGUUGUCUGCCAUCUAUGCUUCACAGGCUGACCAAGAACAUCUAAAGACAGAAAAAGUAGAUCUUCCUCUGAUUGACAGUCUAAUUCGGGUGUUACAAAAUGUGGAAGAUUGUCAGAAGAAACUAGAGAACUCUGCAGAGUCUAACCAAGAAGAAAAUAAAAAGUCUGAUCCAACCCAAGAUGAUUUCCACUUGAAAAUCUUAAAGGAUAUUUCAUGUGAAUUUCUUUCUAAUAUUUUUCAGGCAUUAACAAAGGAGACUGUGGCUCAGGGGCUAAAGGAGGGCCAGUUAAGCAAACAGAAAUGUUCCUCUGCAUUUCAAAACCUCCUUCCUUUUUAUAGUCCUGUGGUGGAGGACUUCAUUAAAAUCUUACAUGAAGUCGAUAAUGUCCUUGCUGAUGACCUGCAGGAAAGCUUCCCAACUUUGAAGGAUCAGGCUUGAAAAAUGAGUUGGAAUUYCUUCUGUCCAAGAAAUAAACUUGAUUUUUUAAAUAGUUGAAAUUGACAUAAAGGAAAUAUUAGAUAAAACUGAUACUAGACACAAUUGCCUAGUGUUGUGCCCUUCUUCCUCUCUAGACUUACCUCAAUUAUUUGGCAUUAAAAUCUGAACUUCACCUCCCUCUAUUUUUAAUAUUGCUUAUGAGUUAUUUAUCUUUAGUUGAAGAGAACAAAAAUACAAACUUACUAUUGAGGUUCUUUUGAGAAUAUUUGAGGGGUUGGUAAGAAUUUUCUUUUACUUUGGACCUGACCUAUUUUCUUUAUUACUUCUUUCUAUUAUAACAUUAUAGGCUGCUACAUACUUUUGUAGUAUUUUGAUACAUUUGAAUAUUUCUUAAAUCUGUAAAUUAUAAUAAAUAGUUCAGUAUAAACUUUUAAAAUGUUACAUGAUCUGAAGAGUUCACUACAAUGUUCUAUAUUUGAUUCAGUUGCAGUGGUAUUUUGAAUGAUGCUUCUCCAGAACAUAAAUAUGAUAUUUGAAAGUACAUGUACAAAUAAAAUUGAAACUCACUCUUUCCCUACACUUUUUUGUAGGAGGAGAGGGAAAAAAUUGAGAGGAACUUGAGUUAGCCUAUAUUAUAUGUGGUGUCAUUGUUUCUAAUUAAAUUUGAAUUAGAUUUUCAAAGUAUUUAAAUCAUUUUUUAAAAAAGACAUAUUCUCCAGGGC
Messenger RNA from Urocitellus parryii (Arctic ground squirrel), 2192 nucleotides. It is a transcript of the gene Saal1, whose product is annotated as serum amyloid A like 1. Gene Ontology annotation, cellular component: nucleoplasm. Gene Ontology annotation, biological process: positive regulation of synoviocyte proliferation. The record is from RefSeq and is a predicted model, not a curated record. Lineage: Eukaryota; Metazoa; Chordata; Mammalia; Rodentia; Sciuridae.